AAAGGCCGCUCCUGCCCCGCCCCACCCCGCCCCGCCGUCGCGGCCGCUGCGGAGGAGCCGGCGCCGCCCGCAGUUGCUGGGAGCUCUCGACUCGAUCGCUGUCCGCGGCGUCUGGGCAGAGCGCGCGGAGGCGGGACGGGACGGUGCGGGGCCGGGCCGGGGCCAAGCUGGGCCGGGCCGGCGGGAUGGGGUGCACCGUGAGCGCCGAGGACAAGGCGGCUGCCGAGCGCUCGAAGAUGAUCGACAAGAACCUGCGGGAGGACGGCGAGAAGGCGGCGCGGGAGGUGAAGCUGCUGCUCCUCGGUGCCGGAGAGUCCGGGAAGAGCACCAUCGUCAAGCAGAUGAAGAUCAUUCACGAGGACGGCUACUCCGAGGAGGAGUGCCGGCAGUACAAGGCUGUGGUGUACAGCAACACCAUCCAGUCCAUCAUGGCCAUCAUCAAAGCCAUGGGCAACCUGCAGAUCGACUUCGGGGAUCCCUCCAGAGCGGAUGAUGCCCGCCAGCUGUUCGCCCUGUCCUGUACCGCAGAGGAGCAGGGCAUCAUGCCCGACGACCUGGCCAGCGUGAUCCGGAGGCUGUGGUCGGACGACGGCGUGCAGGCCUGCUUCGGCCGCUCCCGGGAGUACCAGCUCAACGACUCGGCUGCCUACUAUCUGAAUGACCUGGAGAGGAUAUCUCGGUCUGACUACAUCCCCACUCAGCAGGACGUGCUGAGAACCCGUGUGAAGACUACCGGCAUUGUGGAGACUCACUUCACCUUCAAAGAUCUGCACUUCAAGAUGUUCGACGUGGGCGGUCAGCGGUCCGAACGGAAGAAGUGGAUCCACUGCUUCGAGGGGGUGACAGCCAUCAUUUUCUGCGUGGCCCUGAGCGCCUACGACCUGGUCCUGGCCGAGGAUGAGGAGAUGAACCGCAUGCAUGAGAGCAUGAAGCUCUUCGACAGCAUCUGCAACAACAAGUGGUUCACAGACACAUCCAUCAUCCUCUUCCUCAACAAGAAGGACCUGUUUGAGGAGAAGAUCACCCACAGCCCCCUCACCAUCUGCUUCCCCGAGUAUGCAGGGGCAAAUAAGUAUGACGAGGCAGCCAGCUACAUCCAGAGCAAAUUCGAGGACCUGAACAAGCGGAAGGACACCAAGGAGAUCUACACGCACUUCACGUGCGCCACCGACACCAAGAACGUACAGUUCGUGUUCGAUGCCGUCACCGACGUCAUCAUCAAAAACAACCUGAAGGACUGCGGCCUCUUCUGAGCGGCGGCCGAGGGCCGGUGGGUGGAGGACCGCUGGAACAGGAGGAGGAUGCAGACAGAACCCAGGACGGACAGACAGAUGUGCUGUCAGAGCGACUCCCACUUCUCCCCCAGGCUCCUCCCUCUCCCUCUGUGGUUCCAAGUUUCCGUUUCUUCCCCACCUAACAAAGAGACUUUGAGGGGGGAAGGCAUCGCCCCGAGGCGCCCCCCAGCCCUGCCCCCCCAGCCCCUCCCUCCGCUGGCCCUGGCCGCCUGCUGGUUUCUCUUCUCUUCUUCUGUGUUGGGGGAGGGUUUGUGGUAAAGGAGACCCCGUAUUCCUCUGGCCCCUCCGCCUUGCCAGGAGCCCUUCCAGGAUAAAGCACAAACUGGCCCCGAGCAGGACGCGACACCGACGACAACAUUCCUUAGCCCAGGCGUCCCGAAGCUCCUCUCUGCUUUUCUUGGGCCUCUGUGUGUGUGUGUGUUUUUUAAAUAGAAAACAGAACUUUAGGGACCUUUAUAGAGAGACUAUUUAAACCUGUCCGUCCUCUGGCUGCGUCGUCCGACCCGUGCUGACCACCUCCUCCGGGGGAGCCCGUGCCUUGGCUGGCUGUCUGUCUGUCUGUUUACACCUGUCUCUCAUCGCUUGCUCUGGCCCCGGGGGCUGCCGGGGGCCUUGGCCUGGCCUCUGGCCGGCCCUGCCCGCUUCUCCUCCAUCCCACCCCCAACAAAGGUCUCCAAAGGGCUAAGUCUCAGUCUACUGCCAACGUCCCCGGGGCUUCUCCUCUCUCCCGUCGGCUCCAUUAACUGUAGCUCCCUAGCGCUAACUCUAGGAAAGGCCGCUGCCAGGAGGGACCGUCUCAUCCCCAUCCUCAGCCCCGACCCUGCCCAGGCCCCAGAGUCAACAGCAUCGGAUGCCUCCUCGCUUUUUUCACACGUUUUAUCAAAUUGUUCACCUGGUUUGAAAUAAUAAAAUGUAGAAAGAAAAAAGCCCGGCCUGCUCCGAGUCUUCCUCCUUCGUCUGGGAAGUGGGGGCAGCGGAGCAGGGAGGGAAGCCCCAAACAUCACCCUUGAACCGGUCGAUGGGGAAGACAACGCUGUUGCCUGGGCACAAAGCCCAAACAAGUCUGUAGGGCUGCGCCUCCCUCCCAAAGCUGCCCGUGUUCGUUUUUAGACGAUUCGUCCUUGCGUUGGGCUUCAUGCUGCCCACAAAGGCCACGGCAUAGAUCCGAGAUUCUAGGGGCCCCUUUCUAACUCGGAUCCCAUAAUUCUUUUUUUAAUCCCUUGCUCUCUGCUUUAGGGUUAAGACUCUGUGUUGCUUCCAAGUUAGAAGAGCACUACAGGAUGGGCAAGGGGUGGAAAGUGACUUGCUCAGGGUCACCCAGCUAGGAAAUGCCUUCUUUCCAUUCCUUUUUUCUUUAAAAAUAACUCUUACUUCUGCCUUAGAAUCAAUACUAUGUAUUGGUUCCAAAGGAGAAGAGCUACGCAGUGGGGGCUAAGUGACUUGCCCAGGGUCACCCAGCUAGGAAAUUGUCUGAGAUCAAACUUGAACCCAGGACCUCCCGUCCCUAGGGCUGGCUCUCAAUCCACCGAGCCACCCAGCUGCCUCCCGUUUGGGUGUCUUUUAGCAGAAACUGAAUGAUCUCUUGUUCAGCGUGUUGCAGAUUACAGUUCUUUUACCGCAGGAAUUGUGCCAGAGUCCGUCUUCCCAACUCGGGUUGGGAUGCUAUUCUUGGUAGUGGUGAGGGGCUCAGCAAUCAGACCCCCACCAGUUAGUCCUCGCAGUGUCCGAGUCUGUCAUUUGCUGAGCCUCUCACACAAGCUCAAAGCCUCCCCACUUAUCCCGAAGAUCAGCUCCUUUUUUGGCCACACGUUUAGGUCUUUCCAGCCCAAACACAUUCUCCUUAAUGGGAAAAGAAAAGCAAAAUCAAGAUGCAGAGAGUUUUGCCUCUUCUCCAUCACCAGUUAUUGUUCCAUCCCCCUGCCAGCUGCCAUCCUAUUCCUUCUUUGAUCUUGCUGGUUUUCUCCCAAAUAGCUUUUUUUAAUUAUUUUAUUUCAAUGAAAAUCUGCCCCUUCUCCCUCCAUGGCUGAGAAAGCUUCAAUUUUUUUUAUGUUUCUUUCUGUUUAACCUCAGUGUUAUUUUUUAAUUAAAAUGUGUUCAACCCCCAAAA
This is a messenger RNA of Monodelphis domestica (gray short-tailed opossum), 3402 nucleotides long. RefSeq names its product G protein subunit alpha i2 (gene GNAI2). The record is from RefSeq and is a predicted model, not a curated record. Gene Ontology annotation, biological process: adenylate cyclase-inhibiting G protein-coupled receptor signaling pathway; gamma-aminobutyric acid signaling pathway; G protein-coupled adenosine receptor signaling pathway. NCBI's taxonomy places the organism in Eukaryota, Metazoa, Chordata, Mammalia, Didelphimorphia, Didelphidae. Gene Ontology annotation, cellular component: cytoplasm; heterotrimeric G-protein complex. Gene Ontology annotation, molecular function: GTPase activity; GTP binding; G protein-coupled receptor binding.